AUGUGUGAUAUUAGCAUCACGGUGUCCUCGGCGCAGAAGCAGCAGCCCCCUCGAGCAAACCACCCUUUCAACAAAGAAGACCCAGAAAACCUCACCUCGACACACAACUUCGAAAUGGCCCGACCUUCCGCACCACCACGCCCCCGAUUCGCACCCAACAUCAAGCCACAACCCCACCUGAUGGGCGUCACCUCCUCAGUCCUGACCCGAUGGGCACCGAUCCUCGGCAUCUGGGGCGCUGGCGGAGCUGCGUUCGUCACCCUGGCCGCAUCCUCAAUACCUCGUUUCCAAGAAGACGUCUUGAAAAAGAUCCCCGGCAUCGCCUCGUACUACGAAUCCACCAUCCCCGAUUGCGACAAGCCGUUCUAG
Molecule: messenger RNA, 369 nt
Organism: Puccinia triticina
Lineage: Eukaryota; Fungi; Basidiomycota; Pucciniomycetes; Pucciniales; Pucciniaceae
Exons: 6
Coding region: 1-369 (122 amino acids)
Biological process (GO): mitochondrial electron transport, ubiquinol to cytochrome c
Source: RefSeq, a predicted model, not a curated record